AUGCGUUCCGAACUCGCUUCCGCCCUCGGUCUCUUGGCCGGCCUGCUUACGGCUGCCGAACCGGCCUCGGCUCGGCCGGACAUCUACGCCCGCUCACAACAGAUCCGACGUCAAAAUUCAGAAUGCGCUGAGGACCUAGCUGACGUCCUGGAUAAUGCGCCAACGACGUCAAUGUCAUGGGGAGCUACGGCUUGCGAUUAUACGUCUACACUCUCAGGCUUAGAACUCUUCGUUACCUAUGCCUCAUUCAGGAGUCGAAUGUCUUCUUGGUACAGCGACGAUCUCGACGACAUCACCAAGCUCGAAGCCAGCUGUACACAGUACAGCUCUAUCUUUAAUCAGAUCCGGAACUGUUACGUGACUGGAGCUAUCCCGACUGCCGCUACAUCUACAUCAACAACAUCAUCUUCAACUACAUUCACUACUACGAGCACUGGGUCUGGAGGCAUCACUACGGCAACUGUGACAACUACAUCGACACCCGACAGUGGGAGCGGUAUGGAUGAUGGCGCGAAAGCUGGACUUGCGAUUGGGAUCAUCCUUGCCGUUCUUCUUUUCAUGUUCAUUGGGUACAAGUUCUUCAUGAAAUAUCGUCAGAAGAAAUUAGCCGACGCCGCAGCAAUGUCAUCGAAUGCAAACGUUGGACCGGAAAUGGGAGCCGCAGCCGCGGGAGGAGCAUUAGGUGUCGCUGCUCUGGGUAGUACCAAGUCACGACCAGAGCAAAGCGAGGUGUAUGCAUUCAAAUCAGAAUUGAGCGGAGAGUCGAGACCAAUGUCCGAACUCGAUCCACGACCGAUAUCCGAGCUCGACCCAGCAGCAGCUGUUGCCGCCAGCGGUGCCACCGGCGUCCAUCGACAUGUUGCGGAGCUGGACCCUGAUCCCCCGACCCAGCUGAGUGAGCUGCCAGCUGACAACUACGACCCAACCGCCACGACGAAUUCGCCUCCCCCGGCAUACGUCUCUCCGGUUACUGAUACGGGUACUCGAAAUACGCUCUACUCGGUGGUCUCUCCAGUGUCACCAGACUCGAGUACGAUGCGAUCGUCAGGAUUAGGCAUAUCUACAACUUCAGAAGCAGAUGUCUCGCAGGGCGCCGAUAGUAGUGUUACAGGAGUGGAAAAAAUGCCAACAACGCAGAACGAGACAGUGCAACAGGGAUGGGGCAGAGGAUGGAUGCAAAGGGAAUGA
Molecule: messenger RNA, 1188 nt
Organism: Colletotrichum tamarilloi
Lineage: Eukaryota; Fungi; Ascomycota; Sordariomycetes; Glomerellales; Glomerellaceae
Exons: 1
Coding region: 1-1188 (395 amino acids)
Source: RefSeq, a predicted model, not a curated record